UCACUUCUGUUCCACUGAUCUAUAAAUACUGUCUGGGUCCACCUGACAAUACUACAGCCAGGAGAAACACUCUGCUCACAUCUCAUUAUCAAGAUGAACAUGUUACUACACCAUGUCCUGUGUCUCAUCCUUCACGUGGUAUCAAGCAGCCAGUAUGGGACAGAGACCAUCGAGACUCUCAUGCCAAAUGUGAAGGUGGUGAAGGUGGAGCUGAGGAGCUUCACUGAGACGCAGGUCCCUCUGCUCUGUGGGGACUCCUAUCAGGACACAGAGGUGAUCUGGAUGAAGGACAGUGAGCGUGAAGGACAAGGGAACCAGAUCCAGGUGAAAGUGGAGGAGAUGAUGGGAGCGAACUACAGCUGCCACAACGCUGCUGGAGACUACCUCAACCACACUCUGGUGCUGGUGCAGGACAUACCAUCGCCCAACAGAACGAGACGCGUCCUGGAGAAGUCACAUGAUGCAGAUGAGGAUGAGUACAUAAGAUGUUUGGCAAAAAAUUACAAUGGAACAUUUCAUUGCUUUUGGAAGAAGACCACCUAUCGGACGUCAGCUGUUGUUGCUCUGGUCCAAGUAGGACAGUUCUCUGGCAGAAACUUCUCCUGCUCCGUUCACAGUGAUGGUGCAGGUUUGACCUGUGAGGACCUGGACAGCUGUUCCUUUGCUGAGGAGGUGUCCCGUAUCGACCUGACCAUCUACUUCAGGAGCAACUACCUCCUAGAGGACUACACCGUUACACCGUUCUACAUACGAGAAAUAGUGGAGACAGACAAGAUCCACAUCACCAAGGUGGAGGGGAACACCUUUCAGUGGGGGUACCCUGCCACGUGGAGCCUCCCAUGCUCUUACUACCCCCUCACAUUCCAGGUCAAAGUGGUCCACGCCAGGGAAAGCUGUGACUCUGAAAAACAGGUCCUUCUAAAGGAAACCAAAGAAACCAAGUUUACCGUCACUCACAGCUCCAAGAGGUAUCGUUUCUGCCUGCGGGCGAAGGAUGAACUGGUUGACCGUCCCUGGUGUCAGUGGACCGAUUACGAGGUAAAGCAUCAACAUAAGAAACAUUGACAG
This is a messenger RNA of Oncorhynchus tshawytscha (Chinook salmon), 1068 nucleotides long. Its product is annotated as interleukin-12 subunit beta. Lineage: Eukaryota; Metazoa; Chordata; Actinopteri; Salmoniformes; Salmonidae. The transcript is spliced from 8 exons. The record is from RefSeq and is a predicted model, not a curated record. Gene Ontology annotation, molecular function: protein binding. Bases 94 to 1065 code for a protein of 323 amino acids.